AUGGACGAUAUGUCGAACCGCUCGCCGUCGACUGACCCCCAAGUUCACAACAUGGCAGCCAUGCCUUCGUCAAAGGCCAUGUACUCGACACCAAAUCGCCCCACCACUCAGGCACAGGCGCAGGCCCAGGUAUCGCCCGUCUAUCAAACACCAAACACGCUCUCCCCGCAAGCUGCCGCCCGAGAACGCGCUCGUGUCACGAUCCUCCUGGAAAUAAACUCGGCAUUAUUGCAAGAGGUGGUAAAUCUGCAGGCAAGCGGCAAGGCCGGGCCAGCUUCGAACCAGACCAGUGCCACCGGCUCGCCGUCGUCGCCUCAGGAUCCCCAAAAAUCCAGCAACGGGUCAGAUAGCGCCAAGGCGGCUGCACCAGCUGGCAAGCCCGGGCAGGAAUAUGUAGACUGCAUGCGUCGGCUCCAGGCCAACCUCGCGUACCUCGCAACUGUAGCAGACCGUGCAAAGAAGACCAGUGCCACGGCUCCACAGAUUCCCGCGAUCAUGACACCACCGCCGCAUCUCCCGUCGGUUAACCAGCUAUACUCCUCACUCAACGAACUAUUUACCAGCAUCCCUUCCACGCCACAGGCCGGCAUUGGAAGUCCUCUGACUCCCCAGCAGCAGCAGCAACAGCAACAGCAGCAGCUAUAUCGACAGCGUCAAAGCCAAAUGCAGUUACUGCAGCAGCCUGAUUUUUCGUACCCUGGGUCGGCUGCUGGAUGA
Arthroderma uncinatum is the source of this 717-nucleotide messenger RNA. RefSeq lists its product as uncharacterized. The transcript has a single exon. Lineage: Eukaryota; Fungi; Ascomycota; Eurotiomycetes; Onygenales; Arthrodermataceae. The record is from RefSeq and is a predicted model, not a curated record. Bases 1 to 717 code for a protein of 238 amino acids.